CUCAGUUAUCUAGUGGCACUGCCCAAUCUGUCUAACCAGAUUUUGACGAUCUUGACCGUCAGCCUAGCUAGAAAUCCUCUCCCAGAGAGAGAGAGGACCCAUUGAAGGGAAGGAUUGGACCUGAUUGGACCCAACGCCCAAAAUGGGGUUGAAACAAGAAGCCUGGGAAAUGUGGCGUGCCGUGCCUCCGGCUAUUGAAUCCGUGUCCUCGUCCCGCUCCGUCAGUCCGUCCAGUCCGUUCGAUGAGGCCCCAGACCCGCCUACCAGCCUUCUGGCCGCCCCCGUGGCUGGCCAACCGACACUCAGUCUGUCGCUCCCCAUUUUGUCACCCGUGAAGCUAAACCGACCCGCGUCCUGGAACCCUCGGGCGUGGGCCGACCCUGAGGAACGGGGCCGAGACUUGGCGGGCGCCCAGCCUCCGCCUUUGCGUCAACCCGUCACUCAGGUGGUUGAGGACAUCUUGAGCAAUAAGCACUUGAAAAACGGAAAAUGUGAGACCACGCCUGAAAAGAGCUUUCGUUGCUGGGGAGGCAUUGGGGACGAUGAGGCAAGUUCGACUGUUUUAAUGCCGGAUUGGAAUCCAACGAUGUCAGACCAACAGUUAAUGACUCGGUCGUUUGACCGGGAUGCAACUCCCUCAGCUACGAGGGCAACCAAGAUGUGCCAUCGCACCUCCCAUGGGAUUGCUGGGCGGCAGUGAAUCGAUCCGAUUUUCGUUUGGCGUGGCAUGAAACAGGUUGACAUUUAUGAAAAAGUAAAGAAUUUUUGCAAUACACUAACGAAACUAA
This is a messenger RNA of Tigriopus californicus, 788 nucleotides long. RefSeq lists its product as uncharacterized. The transcript has 3 exons. NCBI's taxonomy places the organism in Eukaryota, Metazoa, Arthropoda, Copepoda, Harpacticoida, Harpacticidae. Bases 143 to 700 code for a protein of 185 amino acids. The record is from RefSeq and is a predicted model, not a curated record.